Rhineura floridana is the source of this 5817-nucleotide messenger RNA. It is a transcript of the gene TARBP1, whose product is annotated as TAR (HIV-1) RNA binding protein 1. Gene Ontology annotation, molecular function: RNA binding; tRNA (guanine) methyltransferase activity. Gene Ontology annotation, biological process: tRNA methylation. NCBI's taxonomy places the organism in Eukaryota, Metazoa, Chordata, Lepidosauria, Squamata, Rhineuridae. The transcript is spliced from 30 exons. The record is from RefSeq and is a predicted model, not a curated record. Bases 262 to 5055 code for a protein of 1597 amino acids.
GCCAGCUUCACCCAACGAAUUUCUGCCCGUCCCACACCUCUCAGGGGUACAGAAAAGCCAUGCCAGAGCAAGCGUAGCAAGUGAGGCCUAUCAGAAAGCUGUUCCUUGCUUUGCCCACAGCCACCUUAAGCGCAAAGGCUGCCGGGAGAAAGCGCGAGUAUAGGAAUCAGGGAGGCCUACCCUGUCCUUUGGUCGGUACUCUUAGAUGGUUGGCUACGCGCGGUUUCACUACUAGGCCGCGCGCUCCAGCGCGUCCCCACCAUGGAGCAGUUGUUAGCCGACGCGUUACUCUCGCAAUGCUCCGACUCGAGCGCGUUGCUCCGGACGGUGUGCGGCGAAGACCGGCCGCUCUCAGUCCAGCAAGCGGAGACGUUGCGUUUCCUUCUCGAACGGCUGGCGGCGACGGGCGGCUGGCGUGGGCAGCGUAGUGAGAAGGACGCAGCGCAGCGAGUAGCCUGGGAAGCGGCGCUGGGUCGCUGCCUCCCGGUCCUUCUCGGCGGCAGCACCUUGGCGGGGGAAUCCCCGGAGGAGCGGCUGCGCUUGGUGAGAGCAGCCUGCGGAGCACUGCGUUGUUGCGCCUCGCUUUGCGGGCCCCCCCUAGCGGAGCGGGUGGCGAGGGAGUCGCUGGAAGGCAGCGAGGGGCCUGAGCGGCUGCAGGUUGAAACCGCCGUCGCGGUCCUGACGGCCGUGGCCUCUUGGCUGGAAGAGCCGGCGCUCCUGAGGCGAACCGUGGGGACGGCCCUGAGGUUGCUGUGGGGGGACGGAGAGGACAAUGAAGAGGAGAAAGCGUUGUUGGCGGCCGGGAGGCUAUUACCAGCGCUGGGGCGAAAUAGCGCCGCCCUUGGGCACGUCUGGGAAGGACUGAUGCUCCCGCCCAACGAUGCCCCCCAGCGGGUGAGCCGGACCCUGCUGGUCUUGAGCGCUCUCUCUGACGCGGUAUUUCCGGCGGACCCGCGGCAACAGAAUGAGGGUUCCAGUGGUGAGGCUGCUCAGUUGCUGGAUGCCAGGCUCUGUAGUAGCUUCUGGAAAGUGGUGCAAAAGGGCCUGACGGAGAGCGAUGCCCUGUGUAGGAAAAGAGCCCGUUAUUUGCUGAAGCGAGCUGUUGAUGUUUCUGAGAAACUACGUGUGGAGUGCAGAUGCAACUCGGACACCGGAAAUGAACCAUGUCUGUUUUGGUGGUGUGCUGAAAAAAAUGAUGAACUUGCUCAGUUUUGGGAAAAUUACAUUUUAAUUAUGGAGACUCUGGAAGGAAAUCAGAUACAUGUUAUAAAGCCAGUAUUACCAAAGUUAGAUAGUUUAUAUGAACAUGCGGUAUCAGGACAAAAAGAUUGUUGGGUGUUUCACCCAUCGUGGCAUGUGUGCAUUUACAAAAGGAUGUUUGAAAGUGAAAACAAAACAUUGACCAAGGAAGGUGUAAUUCACUUUCUUGAUAUAUGGCAAAUAAAACACCUCCCCACAUCACCAGGGUUUUCAGAGUUCAUUAUUGGCCCUUUAAUGGAUGCUCUUUCAGAAAGUUCUCUUUAUAGCAGGCUAUCAGGUCAGAUUAUGGGAACUUGCCCUCCUUUAGGAAUGAAGCUGCAGACCUUCUUGGCUACUUACUUCACAAGCCUUCCAGAGAAAGAAAAAAGUAGUUUUUUGUUAAAGUUUAUACAGAAGAUGAGCAGUCGGCACUGGUGUGCCGUUCCCAUUUUGUUUCUCUCCAUGGCACUGGCCCAUAUUCCAGCAUGUAGAGUGCUAGAUACUGAAGGACUCCUAGCUCUGAGAGACGUCCUGCAGUGUACUAUGAUCACACAUCAGAUUCUACUACGAGGAGCUGCUCAGUGCUAUCUUCUUAAAGCAGCCAUAUUCUUGACAGAUGUAGAGAAAGUAUCCUUUUCAGAUAUUUCAAACUUCAUCAUAUGUCUGAGACCAGAAGAGUCAUUAGGCAGAGGGACUGUUUUGUGGACAAUGCUUUGUAAUUGGUUGAAUGUAAAUGACAAGCACUUUCAAAACCCUUUAAACUGCAAUGUGCCUCAAGACAAAGCUGCAUUAAGUGUUUAUGUGCAAUCCCUUGUCGAGGAUUAUUUGAAAACACCUAUAGCCAAUACUGCGGAAGACUGCCUUAUGCCUGACUGGUUUGAAGCUAAACUUGUUGCUACAAUGGUUCUACUGGCUGCAGAUGUGGAAGAGAUAAAGCAUGAAUACAAUGUCAAUGGCACCACAGAACGGAGUGAGCUGAAGGCUCUCCUAAACCCUCUACUGGAUGUCUUGCUGAAACUUGGCACUAAUCCCUACAUCUCAUCACUGAAAGCCGAUAAAAGCCUACAGCUACUAUUGAAGUUACUACAGACUUGUUCAGUCAAAUGUUCCUGUCCACAGCUUGAUGGGAUAAUCACAUUUAUCCAGAAUUCAUUUAUGACUACCACAGAAAGUAUUUUGGGUUUUCUCCUCAGAAGACUUACUGCAAAUGAAUUAACUACUAUUUCAGAUCUGCAGCGCUGUAAUUUAUAUCUAGAAGUGUUGUCAGAGCUAAUGAACAUCUGCACAGUCAUUGACUGGAAAAAGGGACCAUCGAUUUGCAACUUCAUCUCUUCCCUAAUAAAUGCAUCCCUCUGCAAUCUUCAAGAGAUAAAUAGCGAAAAGGAGGUGAAACUUGGGGAACAGAUUCAGAAGGCAGUGAGUAUGGCAUCACUAAGUGUGAUUUGUGAAAUUAUUCAUAGGAAGCCAGACCUUCAGCUUGAAUCUCUCCCAGCUAUUGACAGCCUGAAAACAACUAUUUCCUGUGCUCGACUUAACCAUGUAUUAAAGAAGCCUUGCAGUAUGGAAGAAAAUAGAUAUCUUGAGGAGCCAACAUCUCAUCAUGGAUGGGGGAAAAUUGUAGCACGUUACAUACAUGAUCAGUGGGUUUGUCUUCAUUAUAUUCUCAACAGUUACCAAAAGCUUUCUAAGGACAACGCUCUGGAGCACUUUUUGCCUGAUGUUCAAAUGUGCACAAGAACGUUACAAUCUGCACUGGAAGCAAUAACUAUUCUUCCUUCUGAUUAUGUGUUAUCUGUGUUUCAUUCCAUGAAAAUAGUCCUUUCCAAGCUCCUGGACUCUUCUGAAUCUCUGUGCAUAGAGGCUUUUGACUUGGCAUGGAAAAUUAUAUUUACUCUUAGUAACACACAGCUGAUCUUUUGGCCUAAUUUAAAAGCUUUUGUUCAGUUUGUGUUUGAUCCUGAAAUUCUUGCUGUGGCAGCAAAGAACAAGAGUCAAGCAUACACCAAGAUAAAAGAGAUCAUAUUCCAGAUGAUUGAAAUGUCCUCUACAAGGACUGGAGUCUUUAAUAUGCUGCUGAGUUAUUGCUGUCAGUCUUGGCUAUUUCCUACUUCUGAUGACACAAGUGCUGCUGAAAAAGCCUUUUCAAAUGCUGGCAAUUACAGUGAACUUGUCAUAGAGGCCUGCUUGUUCGGAACUGUUUUCAGGCGCGAUCAAAGACUCGUUCAGGAAGUGUGUUCUUUCAUAGAAAAUCUUGGAGAUGAAUGUGCAGCAAAUGUUGUUACAGAAAGUACGAACAGAGAUGACCAUUAUGUGCGAGUUUGUGCCAUCAAAUUUCUGUGCUUGCUGGAUGAGGAAAAUUCACUGCAUAGGAAGUUUAUAGAAGACUUUGUCAUGAAACUACUUGAUAAAGGUGAACUCAUAUCCAAAUCAAAAAACGGCUAUUAUGUGAACUCCUUACAACACAGAAUUAAAAAUCGACUGUGGCAGACAUUGUUAGUUCUGUUCCCAAAACUUCAUGAGGACAUUUUAACAAGAACUGUUGACAGGAUUCUACAGGCUGGUCAUAGUAAUAAUCAAGCAUCUGUAAAGUACUUAAUAGAAUGGAAUCUCAUCUUGAUUCUACAUAAGUUUCCCCAAUUUCUUCAAAAAUUCUGGGCUUGCUUUAAAUACGGUGAAGAACAGCAUAAAACUAGCAUUUGCACAUUUUUAGCAGUGAUGUCACAUUUUGACAUCAUUCUCCAAAAUAUAUCUGAAAAGACGCCAGCUUUGAAGAAAGCCCUAGUUGUUGUCCUACAGUGGUGUUUCCAUCACAAUUUCAGUGUUCGACUUUAUGCUUUAAUAGCUCUUAAGAAAAUUUGGAGAAUGUGCAAAGCAUUGUGUGUGGAAGAUUUUGAAACUUUAAUUCCAGUUAUUGAAUGUAGUCUUAAUCAAGCAGAAAACAUGCAUGGAACAGGGAAUGCUAAAAAGAAUUGGCAGCGCAUCCAAAAACACUUUUUCUUUGAAAACUUUCAUCCACUUAAGGAUUACUGUGUUGAGACAAUAUUUUGCACCCUGCCACGUCUUUCAGAAAUUGCAGAGGAGGAGUGGAUUUCUCUAUCUAAAUUUACAGCAUUCACAGAUGUUCCACUGAGCUCAACAUUUCCAUGGUACCAUUCUCGAACUUCACUUCUCGAUCUGAAGCCAAGUGACUGGUCUCAGCAAAAUAUGGGUUCAGCUGAGCCAAGUAACCAAAGACAAUGGACAGAUGUUCAAAAAAAGAUAAUUCCUUGGAAGGACAGCACUCCUGAUUUGGAACUUGUAUUUCAGGAUCGGGCUACUAAACUUGGUAAAGCAAAUAAUAAACUGAUUGUAGUAGCUUCACUCAUUGAUAAACCCACCAAUUUGGGAGGCUUGUGCCGUACAUGUGAAAUAUUUGGGGUGGCUGCUCUAAUUGUUGGGAGCUUUCAUUACAUAAAUGACAAACAAUUUCAGUACCUUAGUGUUUCUGCUGAACAAUGGCUUUCCCUUAUUGAGGUCAAGCCAUUCCAGCUUGCUGAUUAUUUGGAUCAGAAGAAAAUGGAAGGCUACACUAUAAUAGGUGUAGAGCAAACAGCUAAAAGUUGUGAUCUAACAGAAUAUUGUUUCCCAGAGAAAUCCCUCUUGUUGCUGGGAAAUGAGCAUGAGGGAAUCCCUGCAAAUCUAAUUCAGCAGUUGGACACUUGUGUAGAAAUUCCUCAGCAAGGAGUUAUUCGGUCACUUAAUGUCCAUGUAAGUGGAGCUCUACUUAUUUGGGAAUAUGUAAGGCAACAGAUCAUCAAGGAAAAGCAGCGAAGAUAAAUAUACAAAUCUUGUUAAAGCUGCUGCUCUGAUGGUGCUUUAAAAUCCGAAGAGUAAUUACAGAUGCCACACAAAGAAAUGUUUUAUAUUUUGCAUGCCUUCAUUUUAAAAAGAACACAAAUGCCUUAAACCAUGACUGUAUUAAAAUAUUCACUGAUACUAAAUAUUCUUUCAGUAUACAAGUUUCUUGGUGUGAUUUAAAUGUGUUUGUUGUUGAAAAUACCACCUCUUGAUAUUAUUAUGAGGUGGUUCCCAAUGACCAUUUGCAGCAGGGCGGCAAGUCAUACACUUUGUGUGGCCCCAGCAGCCACACAGAGCUGCUGAGGCACGAGUUAGUGGCCCUACUGCUUCCUUGUGACAUAAGGACAUAAGAAAUUGGACCAAAGGCUCCUGUAGUCUAGCACCCUGCUUAUUCUUCCAGUGGUCAACCAAAUGCCUCUGGGAAGCCCGCAGGCAAGACAUGAGCAGAAGAGAACCACUUGCAUUCUCUAACAGCUGGUGUUCAGAGGCAUACUGCUUCUGAUACUAAUGGUAGUAGAGAGUCACCCGCAGAAUUUAAAAGAAUAUGUCUAAAGCCAUUCAAGUUGGUGUGGUAGUGAUUUCCAGAAUUAAACUAUACACUGUGUGAAUAAGUACUUCUUCCUUUGGUGUGGUGUCCCAAAUCUUCGUCCCCAAGUUCUAGUAUUAUGAGAAAAAGGGAAAAGUUCUCUGUGUCCACUUUCUCCACACCAUGUAUACACCUUCACCAUGUCCCUUCUUACU